AUGUUGUUCUAUACAUAUAGAGGAACAAUAUUUGUGAAGAACUCGAAUCCAUUUGAGACUGGACGAUUUGGCAUGGCGGACCAUGCGAACAGCUGGAGCGACCUGGCGCAUCCCCCUGGGCCUCGCAUACGGAGCAAGCCUCAUGCGACAUGCGCCUGGCUGGAAGCGCGAGCUAGGCCGCGCGUGUUCUGCUCCAGCUACUCAACGACCAUGUCUUCUGAAGGAAGGAGCCGAUCACCAAGGUCGCAAGUGCCUUUGUACCUGUGGGGUGACUCCCAAGUUCCCAAAGAGAGCUUCGUGGCCAAUUUGCACCGUGUCACCACUGAGGCCCAGUUCAAAACGUGGUGUGCACUUUUCGACUCAUCCAUUCCGAAGGAUGUGCAUGUCAAGUUGGCAAAGCCCUUGGAUGUGCUCUGCACCAUGGAGUGUGCCCUGAGCCAGUGUACUCUGAACGUUUAUCGAGUGGUCAUCUACUUUGAAAAUUUGAGCCGCUUCUUCAAGCUAGAUCUAACCGUGCGGGAAUUCUUCUACUUCUUAGAGGUGAGGUGCUUUGAGAAGUAUGCCCAAGUUCGCGCACGCAAAGCCAAGUUGUUUGAUAGUAUGAGUCAAGGUGAUCAUGUAGCAAGGACAUGCUGGAAGUUAGUGGCAUAUGGGAAGGGGAGGUUGGCGACGGUCCUCUCGUUCCUCUCACCUACUGUGAUGAGAAUGCCAUCCAAAAGAAGCUAUUUCUUGAGCAUACUCCGUGGAGACUUGGCGUAUGGUAAGCCAGAAAUAGCCGAUGCUAAGAGCCUUCUGAGCAAGCGAUCUGCCCCCAGCGUGAUUUCCACAUUCGUCGUCAUGUAUUUUGCAAAGAAUCUUGAGCAUUUGCGGGAAAGCAUGUUGCCUUUCAUGUAG
Prunus armeniaca (apricot) is the source of this 894-nucleotide messenger RNA. NCBI's taxonomy places the organism in Eukaryota, Viridiplantae, Streptophyta, Magnoliopsida, Rosales, Rosaceae. The record is from the annotation of a GenBank genome assembly.